Messenger RNA from Cucurbita moschata (crookneck pumpkin), 906 nucleotides. RefSeq lists its product as uncharacterized. Bases 3 to 779 code for a protein of 258 amino acids. The record is from RefSeq and is a predicted model, not a curated record. NCBI's taxonomy places the organism in Eukaryota, Viridiplantae, Streptophyta, Magnoliopsida, Cucurbitales, Cucurbitaceae. The transcript has 2 exons.
AAAUGUCCGGCGGAGUGGGGCCCACAUGCAGCGACAUAAGCCUCCCAACGGAGCAAGAAAUCCUUCACAAAGAAUCAUGCGAUCCAAAGCAGCAGCAGCAGCAGCAGGAGGGAAUCAAAUCACCUGGCGGCGUUGGGCGGAAGAGGGCGGCGGCGGCGGCGGCGUUUCUGAGUUUCCAGCAACUGAACGCGCUUGCGGUGGUGGUGAUAUUCUCAGCCAGUGGGAUGGUGUGCGCUGAAGACUUGGCGUUUGUGGUAUUUUCUAUGAUGUAUAUGUACUUCAUUUCCAGAGUGGCGUUUCCGCCGCUGGCCGGCGCCGGAGAACCGACGGUGUUCAGCCAGGAGAAUAGGCUGCUCCGCUUGUAUGGAUUCUUCACCAUCGUUGUGGGAUUCUUCCUCCCUAUAGCCUACAUUCUGGAGGGCUUCUUUGAAGAAGAUAAAGAAGGCAUCAAAGCCGCUUCUCCCCAUGUCUUUCUUCUUGCUAGCCAGAGUUUCAUGGAAGGCGUGGCGGGGAACGACAGAUUCUCGAUGCCAAUCCGAGUGUUCGUGCCAGUAUUGUACAACGCGAGAAGGGUGUUCACACUGACGGAGUGGCUGCGGGACGAGUUCGCAAAGGAAGACAAGGAGUACAGUGGGUCUGUGCGGCGGCAGAUGAUCGGAAGAGGGCUUGCGGUGGUGAACAUGGCGGUUUGGAGCUUCAAUCUGUUUGGGAUCUUGUUGCCUUUGUAUGUGCCAAAGGCAUUGAAGAGAUAUUACUCGGUCAAAAAAUCCAAAGAUUGAGAGAGCUUUGUUUGGUUAAUUAUUCAAAAUAACUGUGGUUGAUCUGUUCUGGUUUUGUUUUCAGAUAGCAAUUAUGUUUGAAUAGUUUGGAGUUUUUGGAUUGUAAUGGAAGUUCUUAAUUAAUGUA